AUGAUUCAGAUCGAGGUGGAAGAUUCUGAUGACGAAUCCACCGACUUUUCAGAUUUCAUUCAGGUCAAGAUGGACCCAUACAUAGAGGAUAGCAAACAGAACCUCUCCAACUCUGUCAGCCUUGAACCAGCUUCGGGAGUGAAACCAGUUGUGAAAGGUGAACAACCUGUGAAGGUUGAGCCCGCUACUUCAGGGAAUGUUACACAGUGCUCGGAACAUGGUGUGAAAGCUCCCCUUGUAGUUACCAUUGAUGAUGACAACAGUCCCAUGAAAGACACCAAGGGGGAUAAGGAUAAGACCUCUUGCGUGACUCCAGACCAGCCCACAACUGCUGACGACAUCAAAGCCCGAAUUGCGUUGGAACUUGCAAAGAGACGUGCUUCCAAGUUUGCCAUGGACAAUGCAGAGACACAACCUUUGCCACCCUCUCUGUCCGAUGCUGUUGCUUCGGCUGGUGCUUUGGCUUUGACCCCUUCGCCUGACCAUGCAGGAGCGGUUCAGGAAAUGAUGCCUACUGAUGAUGGUUGCGAUGAUGGUCUCAGGCGCUCUCUGCAGCGCCAGUUCUCGGCAGAGGAGCAUUUGGGUGUGGCUGAUGGCUCACAGGAGGCUACACCAGUUGGGGGUGUAGCUGAUGGCUCACAAGAGGCCGCGCCAGUUGAUCAUGGGCUUGAAGGUGCUGUCCCGGAUCAUGAAUUGGGAUUGGUGCCAAAUCCAGUUGAGGAUCAGCUUGGUGACCUUGUUGCCAAGGCCGAUGAAGCUCCUAUGGCUGCAUGCGAUGCGCUGGACCAGAUGCCUGACCAUGUGCCUCCAUCUGUGGAAAAGGAGUUGGAUUGUCAGUUGAUUGAGGAUGCCUUCGUGGAGAAACAACAGGCUGUUCCAACACCUGCAAAUCCAGAAACCACUCCUUCUGUGGAGGCCCUUUGCUCAGCAGUGCCUGCACCUUCACAGCCAGUGAAUGCUUGUGAGGGUGCACUGAUGGCUGGUGGUUGUGACGAUGAACCAAUGCUUGAAGAUGAGAAUGGAGAGAUGGGUGAGAUGAAAGAUGAGAAGAUGGUGGUUGCUGAUGAGAUCAGUGAUGGGGGUGAAGAUGAUGAAGAGCCUCCUGUCGUUCCGAGGAGAGAUCAGUGGUCUUUGCGACCUGCUCCCAAGCCUCGAGGGCGAAAGCCCAAGGCUGCAGCCAAAGCCAAGGAGGCAAAGCCCAAGACGGCACCGCGUACUGGAGGCCGCAAAAACACCCGCAAGUUCAUCACUAUCGAUGACAUUGUUCCCCCGACCCCAGCACCACCAGCUGUUGCUGCUGAUGGCAACGGUGCUGUGCCUCCAAAGGCAGUCGAGAAGAAGCAGCCUCGUAAGAGGGCUGCAAAGGCCAAGGCUUCUGGUUCUAAGAAGAAGCGCCAAGCUUCUGCUGCCUCCGAGGGUGAGAAGCCGCUGUCUGCCAAGGACAAGGAAGAUGAAAAAAACAAAAUUGUUUGGACACAUGUUUCAAAAGAAGCUGCUCCUGUGGUUGCCGGAAACCUCAAAUGGGCCCCUGUGCAGGACAAAGCUGUGGAUGAUAAGGUUCUUCCUGAAGCUCCCAAGGAUGAUGCGGCUGAGCCCAUGGGCAGCUCUGGAAGCUCUGGACAUGUUGAGAAACCCAAGACCGAUGGUCCCGGCAGUUGCAAUGAUGAUCGACGUGAAGGUGAUGCUAAAGGUGGUGGCAAAGGUGAUGCCAAAGCUGAGCAUGUGAAAUCCUUUGCCAGGAGAUUCAUCCCGAAAUUGACACCUGCUCGUGAGCGUUGGUUAGCAGUCCGAGAUGUCUUCAACCAGCAUGUGAAGGAUUGCAUUGAGGAGCUUGGUUUCAAGCCCUACCCUGUGGAGGCACGAGAUUUCCUGUGUGCCCCCCUUGUUUUUAAACAUGUGGAUGGGGAUGUGUAA
Messenger RNA from Cladocopium goreaui, 1914 nucleotides. The record is from the annotation of a GenBank genome assembly. NCBI's taxonomy places the organism in Eukaryota, Dinophyceae, Suessiales, Symbiodiniaceae.